CGCUCGGUGCCUGCGCUCCCCGCUCCGCGCUCCCCGCCAGCCGCCCCCGGGCAGGAGGCGCGCUUGGCGGCCGGCCGGCCAGACAAAGGAGGUGCGGCGCGGUAGAACCGGCGCGCGGGCGGACGGACCAUGGACUCCGAGCGCGAGCGGCCGGCUCCAGCCCUGAGGACCCGGCGCUCCCGGGCCCGGCCCUAGGCGUCCGGCCCCGCUGCCCGGGGCGCCCAGCGGGGAGGACGCAGAGUCCGCGCGGCGCGGAAGAGGCGGCGGCCGCUGAGCUAGAGGGGCGCCGCGGCGGACCGCGCGCGCGGCCCCCGGGGCCAUGGGCAAGUGCAGCGGGCGCUGCACGCUGGUCGCCUUCUGCUGCCUGCAGCUGGUGGCUGCGCUGGAGCGGCAGAUCUUUGACUUCCUGGGCUACCAGUGGGCUCCGAUCCUAGCCAACUUCCUGCACAUCAUGGCAGUUAUCCUGGGCAUCUUUGGCACCGUGCAGUACCGCUCCCGGUACCUCAUUCUGUACGCAGCCUGGCUGGUGCUCUGGGUUGGCUGGAAUGCGUUUAUCAUCUGCUUCUACUUGGAGGUUGGACAGCUGUCCCAGGACCGGGACUUCAUCAUGACCUUCAACACAUCCCUGCACCGCUCCUGGUGGAUGGAGAAUGGGCCAGGCUGCCUGGUGACACCUGUCUUGAACUCCCGUCUGGCCCUGGAGGACCACCAUGUCAUCUCGGUCACCGGCUGCCUGCUUGACUAUCCCUACAUCGAAGCACUUAGCAGUGCCCUGCAAAUCUUCCUGGCCCUGUUCGGCUUCGUGUUUGCCUGCUACGUGAGCAAAGUAUUCCUGGAGGAGGAGGACAGCUUUGACUUCAUCGGCGGUUUUGAUUCCUACGGAUACCAGGCGCCCCAGAAGACUUCGCAUUUACAACUGCAGCCUCUGUACACGUCCGGGUAGCUUCUGCCCCGCGCCCACCCCGGCGGCUAGACUGACGCGGCUGCCUCGAGCUCCCGCCAAGAUGACAGGCGCGCCCCCUGGCGGCUUUCUGACCAGACUGCAGCCUGCAUCGGCUCGAUCAGGGUCUGAAGUGGACUUGGACUUGACCCUUAGAAACCUGGACUUAAGGGGUGGGGCGGGGGAGGGGGAUCGCGGAGUUUGUAUUUUUUUUAUCUCAGCCUUGGCUUGUGCUAGAGCCUCCCUUCCUUCUUCAGCCUCUCCCUUUCACCCUUCACCCAGCAUCCUGUCCCCUGUCCAGAGAGAAAGGGCGGGACAGACGCAACCCAUCUCACCACACUCAUUCACCAGCCCUGGGGAAAGUUACUGUGAACUAGGAGCAGGAGUCCUGGGCUCUAAUCACAGCUCCAUCACUCUCUGUGUGAUAUCUGGCAAGGCCCUUGCCCUCUGGGCCUCAGUUUCCCACCUCAAUUAAAAUAAUCCCUGAGUACACAGAGCUCUUUCUAGCCUUUUCAUUUGAUUCUCAACUCCGUGGACAAUAUUGGGAUUUUACUGUAAUCUCCAUUUUGCAGAUAGGGAAACUGAGGCCCAGAGAUGUAAAGUGAUUUGCUUAAAGCCACAGAGCUAGACUUUUGGUGGAGGCAGGCCUUGAACGCAGUGUAUGAUCUCUGUAGUUUCAGACUCCAAAACCCGGUGUCUGGUCUCUGAAUUCCAUCUCCAAGCUCCCUUGCAGCAUGGACACUCUAGAACCCGUGCAAUAUUACGCUUCCAUACCACUGCCACAACUUGCCCACGCCUCUCUUAAAGCAAUAUACCUGUUCUCCUGUUGGGAAUGGGCUGGAUGGAUCCUAGAGCCCUGAAUUCAGCCUGACCCACAGGGAAGCCUUCUUAGACUCAGUCCCUGUCCACCCUUGGCAAAACCUUCAACCUCUCUAGCAAAGGGGGGAGGGCACAACUCAGUCACCGCCCCCCCUUCCAGGUCCCUGAGGCUGCUGCACCCAUGAUUCCCCACCCCCAGCAAUUCCACCAACCCCUGACAGCUCCAGCCACUUUACCACUUGGAAGACCUGUGGUUCCAGAGUGGAAAAGGGCACCAGUGUUCAAAGAUCACUAGAAUUCAUGAUUAUGCCAGUUUCCAGAAGCAACCUCUGUCAAGCCCAGAAUUUGUUCCGAAGAGGCAGAAUGGGGGUGUGGGUCACAGUGGGGAGGGGGCUCUGGAGGGCCAGCACCCUUCCUUAAGAACAAGUAGAGACGAUAACUCUUUCUUCCCACCUCCCUCCUCAGACACCCCCAAGGACCCUGCAUCCUGUGCACUGGCUGGUGCAUCUGAGGACAGGAGGGUGUGGCCUCAGCUUCUGGUCUGUGAACCAGGAGUGGCCCCGGCUUAGGAAGGACGGUGGGAGGCACAGGGUCCCAGUGGGAAGUGCGGACGCUUUGCACCCCUGAGCCCAUCAGUGGGGACCAUUCCAUGCUCACCUCCUCGGAUCUAGCCUUCCCUCCCAUCCAAGGCUAAAAUAUCCUGAACUAAGACCUCACCCCACCAUCCAUCCCAUCUGCAGGUCUGUGCCAAAGAGCCAAUCCCAGGAGUUCCUCUGGUCGCUGCAGAGACCGAGGCCUGGAUGGUUGGCCCGGUUGGCUGAUGGGCACAGCCCCAAAGGGCGACAAUUCCCUUCAGAUCUGGCUGCUGCCCUGCCCCUGGGCCAACUCCUGCCUCCAGUCCUCUUUUCUCCCAUCCCAGCCAGCUGUCAUCUCUUCCCACCCCCACCCCUCCCCAGUCCCCUUUCUACUCAACGGGUUUAGCCACUGGUGCUUUGAAGCCUUUUGUUUUUAUAAGACGGUUUUUUCAAGGAGACCAAGUUUUCCUCCCACUGGGACCUUGCAAAGCAGGGAGUUGUCCCCUGGUUUCUGUGCAGGUGGGUUGAUUAAAGAUGGUGUUUUCUUCUCUUU
Phacochoerus africanus (Common warthog) is the source of this 2887-nucleotide messenger RNA. RefSeq names its product sodium/potassium transporting ATPase interacting 1 (gene NKAIN1). NCBI's taxonomy places the organism in Eukaryota, Metazoa, Chordata, Mammalia, Artiodactyla, Suidae. The transcript is spliced from 7 exons. Gene Ontology annotation, biological process: regulation of sodium ion transport. The record is from RefSeq and is a predicted model, not a curated record. The coding region runs from base 320 to 943 and encodes 207 amino acids.